Messenger RNA from Bolinopsis microptera, 641 nucleotides. Its product is annotated as cilia- and flagella-associated protein 68-like. Gene Ontology annotation, cellular component: nucleus. NCBI's taxonomy places the organism in Eukaryota, Metazoa, Ctenophora, Tentaculata, Lobata, Bolinopsidae. The transcript has 6 exons. The record is from RefSeq and is a predicted model, not a curated record. Bases 11 to 487 code for a protein of 158 amino acids.
AUUGCACAAGAUGUCCGGUAGUAUCGACCCCUCAAUUCCUCCCUUCCGGUACACACUUACAGCUUCCCCAGACGGUGAAAUAUGGGACCACACUGACGACACCAACAAAUUCCAGAAGUUUGGUUGGAGGACCACAACGACGGAAAACGCUUACGAAACUAAAACCAGGAUAGGGAACUGGAACGAAAGGUGUUUUGGUAUUGAUGAGAUACAAAAGAAACAUCAACCUAAAUCUCAGUACGGGCACUACUUUGAAUCAACUCAGAAAGUUAUGACCUCUGCAGUAAAGGCUCCCGACUAUCCUGACUCAAUUAAGUAUCUUUUAAGGAAGGAAGCAACAGCGUUUCCAUGUCACCAGCCAGAGUUGUGUAGUGAUUACACAAACCAGCUGCUUAGUGACAUGUACAAAACCAACACUUCAAGCAACUACUGCAAGCACGCUAUCUCGACCCCAGCUGAAGCUAAAGAAGAAGGAGAACAGUCCUAAUUACCAGAUUUGUAUUCCUCCCAAGUACCAACCCUGGCCUCACACCUUUCAUACGUUUUUAAAUGACUGAUAGCGUGUUGCCAGUUUUUGAAUUUUCAUAAAACUGGCAGACACAAGAACUUAGAUUUUACUAUCCAUGCCAGUCAAUCACAAA